AUGGCCGCCUCGCUGCCCGGCCGCCACAGCCUCCGCGGCGCCACAUCUGCUGGAGGCGCAACCCCCGCUGCCGUUUCCCCCUCCACCACCGUGCCAUCGAUCUUGUCCACUGGAGCUGACAAUGCAAAUGAACCUUAUCUGCUCAUUUAUUUCCCUCUGUCCUGCCCGCAGAGCUCGGUGGUGAAGCUUGGGCCGUGGGGCAGCGGCGACCACGGCAGCGCCUACGACAUCACGGUGGCGCCGCAGCGGCUGGAGAGCAUCUCCCUCCGUCAUGGCUUCAUCGUCGACUGCAUCUCCUUCUCCUACCGGGACCGGGACGGCAAGCUGCACACCGCCGGGCCCUGGGGCAGCACCGGAGGCGUGGGCGAGGAGACCAUCACCCUGGGCCCCGACGAGUACGUGACGGAGGUCGCCGGGGCGGUCGGCCCCUUCGGGGAGCUCACGCACACCGUCGCCUGGCUCAAGUUCGUCACCAACCGCGCCACCUACGGGCCCUUCGGCCACGGCGAUGGCACGGCCUUCAACAUCCCCGUGCUCAACAACGGCAGCAUCGUCGGCAUGUUCGCUCGCGCUAGCCAAUACCUCGACGCCAUUGGCUUCUACGUCCUCCCCUUCUGA
Miscanthus lutarioriparius is the source of this 618-nucleotide messenger RNA. NCBI's taxonomy places the organism in Eukaryota, Viridiplantae, Streptophyta, Magnoliopsida, Poales, Poaceae. The record is from the annotation of a GenBank genome assembly.